CCUGGAUGAGACAGUCCUGCAUCCAGCUGUGUUCUCGUGCACCGCACCGGAGCGUGCCAGCCGCGAGAAAGGACAACAUUCACCGGCGGCUGGAGACGUCUUUUCUCCUCGUUAACCGUGAAGGCUGGCAGAAAAGAUACAGGUGUCCCACGAGACCCGGUUACUGCCUGUCGACUAGAAAGGGAAGGGGGGGGGGGUCCGCUCGCCGCAUCUGUUGCCUGGGUGAAUUCACACGUUAGCAUACAGCUAGCUAAAUAACGUUAUGUUCGUCGGAUCCUUAGCGCAAUAAGGAGGUUUACACCGAAAUUCACGAAUGUCAUCUCUCGUUUCUGGUGGACAACGACCGACAUGAAUCCUCAGUAAAUACUGGGCUCGGUUACGGGGCGAUAUAUUACGUCCGGGGAAGAAAACGUUACCUUAAAGGUGUCUGAGUGGGUUUCAUGUAAGGCUAGGGAGCUAACGGGAGCUAGCAGGCUAGCUUCAUGGAAAUACAGGUGUAGGCUAUGCGGUUGCUGCAGAGAGUAACAUUAGCUUGUAGCUACACGCCCUGCUAGCUAACAUGGACUAUUUGUUUCCCAUGAAGUCUGACGGUGUCUCAGAUAGGUAAAUACAAUGAUAAUACUGCAUUCGAUAGUCAGCUAGAAGGCCGACGCGACAAUGGAGUCUUUCCUGCAGAUAGCUCCCCAUUCCCUGGCUAUAGUGCUGUCCAGGGUCGGCGCUGGGGAGGCGGUGGGGGCGGUCGGGGUGUCAGAGAGCGAGGAGCUGCCGAGACACCACACCGGCUAUGAGAUUUUUGCCGAUUUCAAAGCAGAAAAUACCCAGCAACACGUGUGGAACCAGCGGAUUACUGAGGCUGUGUCCGAGACCUUCUUUUUGGGAUGGAUAGACGAGCAUGUGCUGCUAAUACAGGGCAAGGAGGACCAUCUGGAGGUGCUGAGGGAGGGAUGGAUGCGGAGGUCCCUUAAUCCGCCACGGGGAUUCACCAUCAAAUAUCUGGGUGAUGUGUCACCCAUCAGUAUGUCCCCCAUCAGCCAAUCGCAGUUCAUCCCUUUGGGAGAGGUAUUGCUAUUGGCUAUCUCUGCUAUGAACUCAGCCCAUAAGCCUGUCACUCAGGAGGCCCUAACUGAACACCUGCAGACAUGUUUUCCAGGUGUUCCCACGCCAACGGAGGAGGUUCUGCACCACACGCUAAGCAUGCUGGUCCGUGAGCGGAAAAUCUACCCAACACCCGACGGAUAUUUUAUUGUAACCCCCCAGACUUACUUCAUCACUCCGAGCCUGAUCCGAACCAGCUCCAAGUGGUACCACUUAGACGAACGAUCUGCUGACCGACACCAACAGCAGCAACAUCAGAACCAACAGCAGCAUCAGCAGACGCAGUGCACCUCACCUCUCUCUGGCACCAUCACCCCAUCCACCUCUGGAGCCGUGCGAGAUCGAACACACCCAAAGUCCAGCCAAAACCACAGUGCGGGAGGUGGGGAUUCUUUUUACAACAACAGUUACCGUGGGGAAGACCCCCCUAGCCACCACACCACUUUGCAGCGCAGAUCCCCCAAAGACCACCGGGAGGCGUACUCGUCCCCACACUCCCCACAAACACCUCCUCAGCAAGCAGGAGGCAACACAGAAAAGAAUCGCAGCACCCUCGGGUUCCCCUUCAAGACGGACACGCUCACCAAGCAUCGAGGAGGGGGAGCAGGGGGGGGAGGAGGAACUGGAGAGACUGAGAAACAAGCAGGUGGAGGAAGUGGUACAGGAAGUCGGAAAUUUGGUUUGAAGCUGUUCCGUUUGAGCUUUAAAAAGGACAAGGCCAAGCAGCUGGCCACCUUUUCUGCACAGUUCCCCCCUGAGGAGUGGCCGCUACGUGACGAAGAGACGCCUGGCCAGCUGCCACGCCAUGUAGAGAUGGAGAUCAUUCGGAGAAUCAAUCCUGACCUCACCGUGGAGAACCUCGCCCGGCACACAGCGGUCAUGAAGCGUCUCGAAGAAGAGCGGGCCCAGAGGAGCAAAGCAUCAUCAGCCAAUCAGAGCUCCAGAAGUAGGAGAAGUGGGGGUAGACACAGGAAACAGUCUCAGACCAAACUCAGUCGCUCACAUAGCAAGACUAGGGCGUCCCGUGGUGAGCCGAGUGAUGGUUCCCACCUGGAGCUGGCUGACAGGGACUACAGAGCCUACUCAUCCUCACUUGCUCGGUCACCGAGGGAACAUGCCCUAGCCAUGGAGCGGCAGCGGGCCCGGCUUCACCUGGCACACAGCAACCCCAACAUCCUCGACUCAUCCCACCUGCCGGUCACGCCAGAGUGGGAUGUGUCCGGAGAGCUCGCCAAGCGACGCACAGAAAUGCCUUUCCCAGAGCCAAGCCAUGGCCCGUCCGCCCACCACUCCAAAGUCCACCGCUCACACUCGCAUACCCAGGAGAGGAAGUCGAGAAACGAACGCAGCGACAAGGCCAAGGAACGUUCCAGAUCCAUGGACAAUUCUAAAGGACCACUUGGGGCCGGGUUGAUAGGACCACCCGAUUAUUAUGACGACCGGAGCCGUUACUAUACUGAUGAUGGCACCCUGCGAGCCAAUCAGAUCUCUUCUCACUACUCUCGUGCCACACCCCCCUCAGCUAAGCUGCCUGUGGAUUCUUUGGGAAUGGAUGGUGGCAGGAGCUUAGAGAAGAGUAAGAGCAGGGACAGCCUGCCAGCGUACUCACCCAAACCACUACCCAGCUCUAUCCCGCCUGAUGAUUACUUUCAGUGCACUGGUUCCUCUGAGGCGGUUCUCAUAGCACCAAACCCACUGGGAACUCUGGGCAAAAAUAACCAUGAUGGAUUAAAAAUGGGCAGCACGGACAGGAAAACAGACAGACAGACACCCCAUCCCCUAGAAAAUAAAGAGGAUUUGUCAAAGGUGGGACCUAAGGGUGGUAGCCUGCCUCCAAUAUCUCUCUCUAUCCCUGACCCCCCCCUUCCUAAUGGACGACCUCCCCACAGUGCCUCCUCUGGUCAGGAGAAACGUAAGGAGAUCUUUAGCAAAGACACACUCUUCAAACCUCCUCCUAGCCUCCCUUUGCCUGGCUACAGCUCCCUGAGAAAACCCCCGGCCCUUGCCUCCUCUACUCUGUCCUCGUCCUGCGAUGCACUUGAUUCCCAGGAGGCCUUUGAUGCUCCCAAACCUCUGGUUGCCACACCAUCUGCUCUCCCACAGGGGAUUGAACCCUCGACCAGUGCUGCAGAGGCGUCAUUCGACUACUACAAUGUCUCAGAUGACGAUGAACUCGAGGAGGGAGGGACUAAAAGUCGAGGAGAGGACGAGAAGGCUGGAGGGGGCAUUGUUGGGAUGGGAGGGGGUGGAGCCGGGACCAUGCAGUGGCUAUUGGAGAGAGAGAAGGAAAGGGAUCUACAGAGGAGAUUUGAAAGAACCCUCACUUUCCCGGGUGCUAAAGAGAACCUUCCAGAGCCUAGUCAGAACCAGCAGUCAGCCCACUCAGCUAGACUGGACAGUAUGGACUCUAGCUCCGUCACUGUUGACAGUGGAUUCAAUUCACCACGAACAAGGGAGAGCCUAGCAUCUAACACCUCUUCCAUAGUGGAGAGUAACCGUCGGCAGAACCUGGCGCUGAGCCCUGGCCACCUUGGCAUUACCACCGGCAACGGACCUCCCUUCUCCUUCCGCGCCAUUCCAGAACCUGCCAGCACCCAACCAGAGAAACUCCAGAAGCCCAGCGCCUGCCUUGCGUCAAUAACCAGCGUCUAGGGGCGGAACUAAGGGCUGGGUGGAUUGCUGAGAGCUAAUGGACAGGGCCCAGAAAAUAAAGGUCCCACCACUAAGGACUGUUACACCUUUAGACUGACAGACUCUCUGAAUCAGUGGAGCUGCCACAGGGCCACUGUGGAACUAUAGCUGUUAACACACACACACACAGACACACACACACACACACACUUACAGAUACAAACAGAGGACUUUAGACAACCUGGAAACUGCUCUCUCACACCCCACACACACGUACACACCAGGCCACCAGGCAGAUGGACACACUCUGACCAUGUCAUUCUGCAGCCUAUAGUUUACACACUGCUGUUGUGUUGUUUCACUUAUGUGGUUUCUUGUGUGUGUGUGUGUGUGUGUGUGUGUGUGCGUGCGCGUGCGAGUGUGUGUGUGUGUGUGUGUGUGUGUUUGGGGAGGGGGGGGGUAAAGUUUGUAUAAUCUGUAAUCUCAGGUCAUGUUAUUUCCCCUCCCAUUCCAGCUGCUCCAGAUCAGCGCAUCUCCCUCUAGUGGUGCCUCCUGGUAUUACACACUGAAGAGACUACUGUUACUGAUGGUACACUUACUGAUCCAGCUCCUGCUCACUACUUGUUUCUGUCAGUUCUCUCAAAUUCACCACUGGCAGACAUCCUGACAGUUACUACCAUUAACCGUCAGUCUAAAAUGCAGCAGUGUGAGGUGGUUAGACAGUGAAUAACGUGACAGGGAUGUUUUUACUGUAACCCCCUCUGUAGAAUGAAGCUGAGCAGCUCUUGUGUCUGUUGGAUUCCAUGAUGCCCAUCUGAACUGCCUGAACACGGUUUAACUAUCCCCUCCAACUGUUGUCAGAUAUAUGGAAAGCCUGAGGUGUAGCUCCAGGGAUGAGGUUUUUGAUUAGAGACUAAAAGAGUUUCAUGGAGACAGAACUUCUUCCAGCUUGUUCUCUCUUUUUAUGUUACCCCUUAUGCCCAUGGGAUGCAGCUGUGCCAUACAUAUUUCAGCUCUGUUGUGGCCGUCAUUCCAGCACAUGUACCACUGUCCACUGGACACAUGCUCUAUUCACCACUCCACCAUUAUAACAGGCCAGGUGUGUUUUUCUCAAAAAGAUAAGACUUUAUUUAUCCUUGAGGGGAAAUUCAACAGCAGAGAAACUGGCUGAGUGGUAAAGAAACAUAGAGAACUAUUUGAAGGAAAUUUAUACAGUAUAUAGAUUACAAGUCAAUUUGUAUACAGUGUAUAAAUGUCUAUAUUUACAGACAGUUGACAUGAAAUUAAUAUUUAAUGACAUGCUGCGUUUUGCUCCUGACUUUCUCUUUAUGUACAUAUAGUUUGUUUAGAGUCACCUCACAGUGGUGUUAAGAUAUAAGCUACUGAGGUCCUGCAGGUUAGGUCACAGCCUGUAACACCCACAAUACUGGCAGGCAGAAAACUUGUUUUUCUCUGUCCAGCUAGCAUGUUGAUGUAUUCACACUGACUGCUGAGGCAGCUCAUUUCACAUGAAAAUGAAAGGUUCCACUAUGGCGGUCACAGCACUAAACACACAGUUAAACUUCACCUCGUUCCUUUCAAUAAGCAUCACUGAGAUGUGUGGAUAUCAGUGAUUAAAAGCAGUGUGGUGGGGGAGAUACUACAAAAGAUGUGGCCAUUGUUGUGUCUGGAGCUGCUGCCUUGCUACUACCCCUCCGUAUGGCACUCUGUGCUAUUGAUGCUACAACGUCACAGCAGGACCUCAGUAGAAACAGAAAAUCUUUUUGAUUUUAUAUGGACAGUUUUCAGUAUUUAUUGCUUAUAUACGAUUCCAAAAGUUGGAGGACCAUGCGGAGUGGGUGGAGAAAUAGAUGAAAAUGUUGGCUACACAACUCUAAACAGUUUUAGAAACCAAGCACUUUCCUUCCAGGAAACACUUGAAACAGAAAUACCAAGAACAACUAAACCAAACAACAGCCAGUAUGUGAAGAUGGAACGGCUGCAUACGGUGGACAUGGGGGGUCACGGUCACAUCACUGUAGAGUUUCAGAGCUAAGCUGUUAAAAAGUGAGUAGCUUACUUGAACCAGCAAAAAGCACUGAUCCUUUAUGUGUAAAUCCUGGAAUCAGUGAAAGUAGAUUGUUUUGCAGUUAAAGGCCAGCCCAGCGUGUACGAGUGCAAUCAUCAGGAGCAGCUGCACGGGCACUUGAUGUGGCUGAGUGCCCAGCAGAGAAUAUGAGAUAUGAUCCAGACUAGUGUUAUACACAACAAGCAGGGAUGUGACUUAGUCUUUUGGUUUCAGUAGUUCUUUAUUUAUACACAACUUUACCAUUAAUUUACAUUUCUAUCAAGUUCAUGACUACUUGAGUUUUUCUUCAACCAGUUUGAAUCAAACCCUUAGCCACUCUCACUCCUGGUGCUAAGUUGUAUUAUGGUCAGUGAUGGCCAUGAUAAUGGUCAUGAUAAAAAGAGUGAUGAUAUAGUUGGAAUAUAGUAUUAAAUGGCUGCUUACACUUUUUUUUUUUUUAAGUUUCACCUGCAUACGUUUGGCAGUGGCCAUUUAGUGAAGCAUUUGGGUGAACAUGACUGGGAUUACACAGUGACUGAACUGAUGGACGGGGUAACCACUGACUCUGGCACGGGGCCAUGUGAAAUAAGACCUAUAUUUGAAAUGUAUUGUUUUCAUCAUUAAACCCGACCUGAGCUGUGCUGGAACUUCUGCAGUCCUAUAGCUCAAUCAUUUCCCAUCCUCCUAUAGGUUCAGGGAGCUGUCAGUCAUCCCAAUGUUGUCGUCCUAUAGGCUCCUCUACAACUACCUCCACAGCAGCAAAAACAGCCCUCCGUUCUGCUAUCACACUGUCAUCAGCCUCUAGCCUGUGAAUGUCUACACACACGUUCAUACACACACACACACAUAUAUAUACACUAACACACUACACAUCAAAGUGCUGGACGCCCAUGCCCUUUCUUCACUAACAAGGUUUCUUCUAAUGGUACAUAAUAACAUUGUGUUUCAGCUGCAUUAACACCCCCCACCCCCCUCCCUGUCAUCAUUACAGCCUACUACAUAACUUCCUCUGCAGAGGUCCCAGAAAGGGACUUCAACCCAAAUAGUGUUUCCUUCUCACCAAUAAGAUGUGUAAAACAAAAUCCUGACAUACUGCGAUGCAAGCUAGCCCACUGUGGCAAGGCACAACAAACUAAAUAUCAGAUUCAGUGAGGUUAUGCACACUGUAAGACCCCAGACCCCCCCUCACUGGCCUCCCACGUGCGUACACAUUUUGUUUGUUGAAACGCACGACCAACCCCGACAUACUGCUACUGGGAAUCGAACUCAUGCAAUGGUAGACUGGAACUGUACCUCUUCACCACCAUGUGCUCAGAACAAACGUACCAAACACUUCUUUCAUGAAAACUCCCCUGAUCGCAUUAAAGAACUAGUCAAAUGGCUCCAGGUACAAUGUAAGAAGGUAUUAUCCUUACCACUGAAGUAGGAUUCUACUCCCUGAUCUCUGUUGGGGAGAUUAGUUCGCUCUCUGCUCUGCAUCUUGACACUACACAAGGGUCCAACUGUAUGUGUUUUCACUACAGUAAAAUGUUAAGUCUGUUUCAACUACUAAUACUAGGGCUUUACCCUCUUCUCCCUCUGUACAACGGUACUGGUUUAUAUUCUGUCCCUAAUGGACUGACAUUUAUCUUCUACGAAUAUGGUCUGUCAAUAUUUUAUGAUUCUAAUCUCUGUUAUGCCACUGGAAGAGAUUUAUAGUUCCACUGCUGUUCUUGGGUUUUAGUCCUCAGGGGUACAGGGACCUAAACUCCAAAGGGGACUUAAACCCUGGAGGGUAUUUCAGUAUUCUAGGAUUGUAGCAGGGUUCUAAUACUACUUAAGGGUGUUAGUCCUUUUCCUGUCAGUAUUCUAAGGGUAUAGUGUACAUCCUUUGUGUAUCUGUAAGGGUACACACAUGCAAUCAUAUCCAACAUGUGGACCACCGGAUUAUCAAGUUGUCUGAUCCUGUGUCACCAUCCACUGUUUUGUAAGUCCUGCCCAUAUUUGUCAUAAAAUCACCCUGUUUUCAUUGUUUUGAUAUUCUGUAUAAUGAAUGAACUGUGUACGGUUCUCGUCUCUCCCCUAACCCAACAAUAGGCUUCCAUCCAUUACAAAACAGCAGUAGGGCUAUAGUCCUUACUACAUCAUUACAGUAAGGUUCUAGUCCUAAUUAUACCUAUACAGAGGUUUAUAGUGCCAGUUGUACCCACAUAGUUGGGCUUUAUCCACUAUUCUAUGACUACAGAAAGACACACAGACAGGGAUAUGUCAAGAUUUUGAAGAAGUCUCUGUUCCACUUUUACCAUUUAGAGGGUGACCUGUCCCUACAAAUACAGUAGUUUCAGUCUAUUGUACCACUAAUAUAUUUUUUACCACUACAGUUAAACUUCUGUUCCUACAAUGGAGUUUAAUCUACAAUGCACCACAGUUCAGGGGUUUUAGCUCUUGUUCCACAGCCACAGUGGGGUUCUUGUCUCUGUUCCAUCAGUAAAAUAGGGCUGUAGUCCCCUCCCUGGGUUCUAUCCCUUAUGUCUGAUGUUUGCACUGCCCCCUUCCCCAAUCCUCCUUGCUACUGUCCCAGUGGCCCUCCAUCAGUCCCCUCCAGCCAGUCUUCUAACCUUCCAUCCCUUUUUUACACUGACGGUCCAUGAAAUGUCUUCCCUUAACAUCUGCGGUGGUUUAUAAAAAUGGAGGUUCAACAAUAACAUUGUUUCUAAUGGUGACGGUAUGUCAUACCUGUAAAUGAUGUUUAUCUGUCAUGCCUAGUCAAAUAAUUUAAACAAUAAAAAGAGGGAUUUUUUAAAUGUCUAUAAUAUCUAAAAGUCCCUUUGAUGUGUAGUACUGGUGUUACUGUUGUUGUAGUGUAUGUGAUACCAUAUGGGGAUUGUGUUACUUUUUAAGAUAAUAAAAUAACAAUGUUUGGUUA
This is a messenger RNA of Micropterus dolomieu (smallmouth bass), 8678 nucleotides long. RefSeq names its product storkhead-box protein 2-like. The transcript is spliced from 4 exons. Gene Ontology annotation, molecular function: RNA polymerase II transcription regulatory region sequence-specific DNA binding; DNA-binding transcription activator activity, RNA polymerase II-specific. Gene Ontology annotation, biological process: positive regulation of transcription by RNA polymerase II. NCBI's taxonomy places the organism in Eukaryota, Metazoa, Chordata, Actinopteri, Centrarchiformes, Centrarchidae. Gene Ontology annotation, cellular component: cytoplasm; nucleus. The record is from RefSeq and is a predicted model, not a curated record. Bases 658 to 3747 code for a protein of 1029 amino acids.